UUCUAAUUAGACCUUCGGCUUUCUUUCUUAUACUUCGAAACACAUAAACUUCACAAAACACAUAAGCAACUAUAAUAUCGUUUAAAUUAUUAUGUCAUAAAAGAUAAUAAUAAGCAAGGAUGUUACAACACUGACGUAUCAAGAAUCCAAGGAGGCCACCAAACAUUAUUUAAAGGAAAUUGCAAUCUCCGAUAUGCUGGAUUUUUGGUCGUGGAGGGAAUUCAGUGUCAGUAUUUUUGGGGGGCACUUUCGUUUGUAUUCGCAUAAGCACAGAGGUGCCAUCGAAUUACUCUACAUGCAUGAAAUAUUCUUUGCUGGCUUAAGAUGGUUUAGCAUUGGAAGUGAGAGGACCAUAGCACAGUGGACUCUGUUUUGUUCCCCAGAAGAAUCAGAUGCAGUAGAGGAUGCCUGGCCACCGAAUUGUAUCACUGAUAUAAGGGACUUUCGAUUCAAGGGCACACAAUGGACAAGUAUGAACGAAGUUCCAUGUAUUCCGUGGAUAUCAGAGGAUGUUCCAGUGGAGGACAAAAGUGACGCAAAUUUUAUCGACGGAUCUGCUUUGAAGGCAGUUAAUAAAUGUAGAAAUCCUAUUCGCGAUUCUGGUGGACCUUAUUGUUAUGCAUACAUCCCUUGGGAGAGUGUGACUAUUUCGAAACAAUAUUGCCUGAUUCGAAAAUGUAGAUCGUCAGAAUGUCGAAUGGCUGGGACCGCGAACGAUUACAUGGGAACACUUUCGAAAACACGUUCAGGACGUCGUUGUGACAAAUGGCCAAUCAGACCCAAAUUACCAGCGGUGCCCCAAAAUGCGACGCGGCCCAAGUCUACUACCAAACCGCCUCGUAUCAGAUCUCCAAAAGUGGGGCCAAGCGUAGCAGUUCCAAAAGUCAAAUUACCAGCCGGUCGAGAUUACUUUAAUGACAGCGUUUUUCCAGAAGGAAGUGUCAAGAAUGCGAGUAAUUAUUGCAGGAAUCCAUCACGUAAUAUCGCCGGUACUUGGUGUUACACUACAGACUCUUUGGUACCGCAGGAUCUUUGCAACGUUAGGGACUGCGAAAAACCAGAAGAAUAUACGUUCCUUGCUGUGGGAGAUGGCCUGGAUAGACGUAUAUACGUUUUACCCGAAUAUCGUUCCGAAGGUUUACACUUUUCUGUGAAAGCUUGGGAACCGGAUAAUCCAGAUUCUGUCGUGCUUGUCUUUUUAGCCGAUGAUGGAUUAAAAUCGCGUUAUGUUCUGAAAAUAGGAACAGCAGACAAUGAAAAAGUGCUUCUCUUUUAUGAAUCGGAAACUACAGAGAUUUCCUUAGUUAAGAAAAAAACUUUGCCGCAUUUACUUUACGUGGGAAAAUGGAGUAGCUUCAUAAUUCGUAUACCACGCGGACAGUUUUUGCUUUUCUACGAAGAUGAUCCCACACCACUGUUUGAAUGGUCUCAUCCUGAUCCUCCCAAUGCUUUUCUACCUACAUAUUAUUAUUAUGGUAGUGAACAAGGAAAAGCUGUUGGCUUCGCUUUCAAUCAUAAGUCAAAUUGUCAUAUAGAAAAUACGAAAACUGAUAGAUAUACCAGAAUCUUAUCAUUGUCGACAUGGAUUGACAAAGAAAUAUUACUUCCUGAACAAGUGACUCUUCAACUUCGAGGACAAGGUACAGUUUAUUUGCCUUUGUACCGAAUGCCUGGCACUCCAGGAUAUUUUGUGCUCGAACUUAGUGAUGCAGAUCGUUGGAUAUUAUUCACAAAAACUAUGUAUCCUAAGGUGACCAUUUUCCACAAACAAAAGUUACGUAUACCUUUAUUUACAACAAAUUCAUGGACCAAUAUUACGAUCAGAUGGUCUGCAAAUACGAUGAAUAUCUAUUCCAACGCAACAAAUGUGUUUCAUUAUCAGCAUAACAGUCCUCUCAUAUUUUACUUCUUCUCUGUCGGAGUUGAUUCCAAGAGCUGGGUCACUUGGUCUGUGAACUGCAUUCCAAUAGAUAUAGAGGGACCAGCAGUGGAUGGUGGUUGGUCAGAAUGGGGACCAUGGGCGUGCAGUGUGAGCUGCAAUGGUGGUACUGGUAUUCGAAAACGGCAUUGUGAUUCUCCAAAACCUAACAUUAGAGGAGAACCAUGUGUGGGACCGAGUAUAAUGACUGGACGUUGCAACGAAAUUCUUUGCGGCGAUAUAACUGAAGAUACAAUUAACAUGAUAAACCGACGAAUCAGAAUAAACUACACGGCGCUUACUGUUAAAGAACAACAUCCAGUCACAAUUGAACCUGAUUCAGACAUUGUUAAAUUAAUUACUACAGAAUCUCCUCGUUCCGAAUUGCAAUGGUCCUUAAAUGGUAUCUUUGUGGAGGUGGAACCUGAAAGAAUAGAGUUACAAGAUUAUAACAUUAAGAUAAUGAGUGCUACUCUAAAUGAUUCUGGCGUUUAUGCGAUGACACUACGUCGAAUCGAUGGAACGUAUUCGAUUAUUAAAGUGAUCAGUUUGGCAGUGAUUCCAGCAAAGGCGACUGUACAGAUACGAGAAACGUUAGACAUGACUAUACAAUGUUACUGUACGACUUUAGGACAUAUUUAUUCGGAGCUUCAAGUAUUUUGGCUAGUACGGAAUAAAACAUGGAAAGACUACGGCAUCACGCUUCCUAUGGCAGCUGACUUCGAGCAAGUUACAAAAAUUAACAAGACACAUAAUGGAAUGUGGCAAUGUGUUGUAAAACAAAACGAUCUGAACUUCGUGUGGAUAACAAAUAUGAUUUAUAUUAGAGUUUUAGGGCCUCCAAAUUGGCGUACACAUUUGAUGGAAGAUCAGGCGACGCGUUUCUUUUUUGGUUGGCUGCCCCAUGAAGAUUAUGUCGGUGUUUUUGUGUUGAUUCUUUUUUUAAUUGUAGUUGCAGCUAUAAUUGUAGGGUCUUACUAUUACAUAAGAAUUCGAGAAACUGCAAAAAAAAUAUUUGAUAUAAGAAAUAUACCCAGAAGUCCAAAAGGCACACAAUAUGAACCAUUGACGGAUGAAGAGAUUACUGAAGAUCAAGAAACAACGGAAGAUCAAAGUACUACUGACGAUCAAAUAACAGACGAUGAAGCGACUACAGAAGAUCAAGUAACUACUGAGGAUCAGGCUACUACUGAAGAUCGAGCGACUACCAAACAUUAAGAGUAAGAGACAACCAAUGAUUAAUCCUAUCAUUGGAACAUCGAUUAAUUCCAAGAGAACUUAAAAAUCUUUCAAAUUCGUCAACAUUUCCAUGCAUUGACUGUACGAGAGAAAUGUAUCGCUCCUCAAAGAUUCCUAAUCAAGAAAAAAAGAAGCUGGAUCAUGAAAAAACGUACGAGUGGCUCCCCGCUCGAUUUCGUAACUUUAUUCCUCGAUGUUCGGUCGUAACGAAUGAAUAAAAGGAGAAGUUUUCAGGUGACAGGUAGAGCGAAUGACGAUGAACGGAGAAGAAGACCGAGAGAAAGAGAUCAAG
Molecule: messenger RNA, 3449 nt
Organism: Frieseomelitta varia
Lineage: Eukaryota; Metazoa; Arthropoda; Insecta; Hymenoptera; Apidae
Exons: 17
Coding region: 194-3136 (980 amino acids)
Source: RefSeq, a predicted model, not a curated record